AUUCAACUUUUGUUUUCUUUCUUUCUUUCUGCCUUAAAAUCAAAUCAAAAUAAAAAUCAUAAUUGUACAACAACAGCUACUACUAGAGCAGAGUUCAGCUGAAAAUUCAAAUCAAAAUCUCAACAAUUUCCGCCCAUUCAUUACCUUAGCUUCCUUUUACGUCACUUUUUUAUUAUUCGUGAUCCAAGAUUCUGUUUCAAAAGUCUGUUUUGAAAGCAUCAAACAGCUGCUGCUGCUGCUGAAGUUUGUUAUUUGACGGGCCAAGAUAAUUGGCCAAGAUGGUGUUCGAUUCCGGGUUAUUGCUUGGGAAAUUGGGUAUGGAUGGAUUGGGUACCUCUGAGUAUUCAUCAGUUGUGUCUAUGAACUUGUUUGUCGCUCUUCUUUGUGCUUGUAUUGUCAUUGGUCAUCUUUUGGAAGAAAAUCGAUGGAUGAAUGAAUCUAUUACUGCACUUGUCAUUGGUAUAUGCACAGGAGUUGUUAUUUUGUUAAUUAGUGGAGGAACAAAUUCACAUCUUCUAGUCUUUAGUGAGGAUCUUUUCUUCAUUUAUCUUCUUCCCCCAAUUAUCUUCAAUGCCGGGUUUCAGGUUAAGAAGAAACAUUUUUUUCGUAAUUUCAUGACCAUUAUGCUUUUUGGUGCUGUUGGUACCGUGAUCUCUUUCACCAUUAUCUCAUUUGGUGCUACAAAUAUCUUCAGCAGGAUGAAUGUUGGCUCUCUUGAGCUGGGAGAUUAUCUUGCAAUUGGUGCAAUCUUUUCUGCAACCGAUUCUGUUUGCACUCUGCAGGUGCUCAAUCAGGAUCAAACCCCUUUAUUGUACAGUCUCGUCUUUGGGGAAGGAGUUGUGAAUGAUGCUACAUCAGUUGUCAUAUUCAAUGCAGUUCAAAACUUUGAUUUAUCUCAAAUCACAACAACUGUAGCUUUUCAGUUGAUCGGAAAUUUCUUCUAUUUAUUUAUCACAAGCACCCUUCUAGGAGCAGGAGCUGGGCUACUAAGUGCAUAUAUUAUAAAGAAGUUAUACUUUGGAAGGCAUUCGACAGAUCGAGAAGUUGCCAUAAUGAUACUUAUGGCCUAUCUUUCUUACAUGCUAGCUGAGUUAUUCUAUUUAAGUGGCAUUCUCACAGUGUUUUUCUGUGGAAUUGUGAUGUCCCAUUACACUUGGCAUAAUGUCACUGAGAAAUCUCGAGUAACUACCAAGCACGCUUUUGCAACAUUAUCAUUUAUUGCAGAGUUAUUUAUCUUUCUUUAUGUUGGCAUGGAUGCUUUAGAUAUUGAGAAGUGGAGCUUUGUACAAGACACCCCGGGGACAUCAGUUGAAGUGAGUGCAAUUUUAUUGGGAUUGAUUUUGGUGGGAAGAGCAGCCUUUGUCUUUCCCUUAUCAUUUUUAUCCAACUUAACAAAGAAGCCUCACCAAGAGAAAAUCGAUUUUAGGCAACAGGUUUUAAUAUGGUGGGCUGGUCUUAUGAGAGGUGCUGUGUCUAUGGCUCUUGCUUAUAACCAGUUCACCAAGGAAGGCCACACACAGUUGAAGGGGAAUGCAAUAAUGAUUACAAGUACCAUCAGUGUUGUCCUUUUCAGUACAAUGGUAUUUGGUCUGAUCACACAGCCUCUUGUGAGACUCUUGUUGCCUACACCCAAAGGCUUAAAGCGAAUGAUUUCUUCUGAACCAACAACCCCUAAAUCCUUCAUCGUGCCUCUUCUAGGAAAUGGUGAGGAUUCAGAAGCGGAUCUAGGUCCACAUGUCCCUCGUCCAACCAGUUUACGCCAGCUCCUUUCAACACCUUCUCACAGUGUUCACCAUUAUUGGAGAAAAUUCGAUAAUGGCUUCAUGCGUCCUGUUUUUGGCGGUCGUGGUUUUGUGCCAUUUGUUCCUGGUUCACCAACAGAACAAAGUACUCAUCAUCUGGUGGAGGAAGAAACCGGUUAAAUGGGGCCAUAGAUUCAGGACUAUUUGUUUAUAGGGUGAAUGACUUCAGAUCUGAAAAAGUCUAUAAAACGAUCAUUCGUGCCACCACAUAUCAGGUUUGUUGUGUUCAGUUUUGGUUUAAAGGUGAAGAAUCACAAGAAACUGUGUGAGAGUGUGCAUACUUACUAUGAUGCCUUAUUAGAACCCAGUGUAUAAUUUUGUGUAUGUUGUAUGUAUUAAAUAUCGUUUGUUAUAACAUAUAUUUAUAUUUAUCUGUGUAUUUGUUUGGAUAUAAAUGAGAUGAACUUCACCCCUUCGGAGCAA
Erigeron canadensis is the source of this 2225-nucleotide messenger RNA. Its product is annotated as sodium/hydrogen exchanger 2-like. Lineage: Eukaryota; Viridiplantae; Streptophyta; Magnoliopsida; Asterales; Asteraceae. The record is from RefSeq and is a predicted model, not a curated record. The coding region runs from base 279 to 1922 and encodes 547 amino acids. Gene Ontology annotation, biological process: proton transmembrane transport; sodium ion transport; regulation of pH. The transcript is spliced from 15 exons. Gene Ontology annotation, cellular component: membrane. Gene Ontology annotation, molecular function: sodium:proton antiporter activity.